AUGUCCUCCAAGGGAGCUCUGGAGCCGGUGAACAUCCCGUGGAGAAACAAUAACUUCAGCCUGCUGAGUAAAGAUGCUCCUCUGUCAGAUCAGGGAGAAACGAUCAUCGGAGUUUAUCUCAUACUGCUCGGUUGGAUGUCGUGGUUUGGAAACAGUAUUGUGAUCUUUGUUCUGUUUAAGCAAAGAGCGACCCUGCAGCCCACAGAUUUCCUCACCCUUAACCUGGCCAUAUCGGACGCCAGCAUAUCAGUGUUUGGAUAUUCUCGUGGCAUUCUCGAAAUCUUCAAUGUAUUUCAGGAUAACGGAUAUCUCAUCACCUCUAUUUGGACCUGUCAGGUUGAUGGAUUCUUCACACUCCUGUUUGGCCUGGGCAGCAUCGCCACUCUGACUGCCAUUAGCAUCACCCGAUAUAUUAAGGGAUGCCACCCAACCAAAGCGCACUUCAUAACGAACACCACUGUAGCCGUGAGUAUCGUGUUCAUAUGGAUUGGAGCUCUGUUCUGGUCUUCGGCUCCUCUGCUGGGCUGGGGAAGUUACACAGAUCGAGGAUAUGGUACCUGCGAGAUUGACUGGGCCAAAGCAAAUCACUCUUCUGGUCACAAAUCUUACAUCAUCACCAUUCUGAUCCUGUGUUUCCUCAUACCUGUGCUCAUCAUGCUUUUCUCCUACAUCUCCAUCAUCAACACUGUUAAAAGAGGGAACGCCAUGUCGGCAGAGGGAGACCUGACUGACAGACAGAGAAAGAUUGAGAGGGAUGUCACCAUAGUCUCUAUAGUAGUCUGCACGGCAUUUAUUCUGGCGUGGUCUCCGUACGCUGUCGUGUCCAUGUGGUCGGCGUGUGGCUUCCACGUCCCCAGCCUAACCAGCAUUUUUACACGCCUGUUUGCCAAGUCCGCGAGCUUUUACAAUCCUCUAAUCUACUUCGGCCUUAGCUCCAAAUUCCGCAGGGAUGUUAGUGUGCUGCUGCCCUGCCCCCGUCACGGUAAGGACACAGUCAAACUCAAACGCUACAGACACAUUAAAGCUAAGGGAGACAACCACCAGAGGCACAGACCCGAGGGAGAUGUCGAGUGCAGUCCGGCUGCACAAAAGGCGGAAACUUUUUUAAAGAAGCCCCAGCCAGAAGUUCUAUGUGCCAACCCUGUGCCCAGCCCAGACUCCGGAGUGCACAGCCAUCCUCGGACGCCUCCUCCUCCCAACCGGGAGCUGUUUUUUAUCCAGAUGCCCGAAAGACCUGAAUCACCCGAGUAUGAGUGUGACAGACUGUGA
Molecule: messenger RNA, 1269 nt
Organism: Trichomycterus rosablanca
Lineage: Eukaryota; Metazoa; Chordata; Actinopteri; Siluriformes; Trichomycteridae
Gene: opn6a
Product: opsin 6, group member a
Exons: 6
Coding region: 1-1269 (422 amino acids)
Biological process (GO): G protein-coupled receptor signaling pathway; cellular response to light stimulus; phototransduction
Cellular component (GO): plasma membrane
Molecular function (GO): G protein-coupled photoreceptor activity
Source: RefSeq, a predicted model, not a curated record